CUUCGCUGUCAGGCAUGAAUUCUCGCGCUGAUGUUCCCCUGCUGAAAACACCCUCGUCUUCCACUUGACCGGGUUUAAAUGAACCUGUAGUGGGCCAGCUGCUUCGCGACGUUUUUCUUGUGGACGGUAAACGAACGUGAGCCGUAAGUUUACUAAAUAUAAUGGAAAGCUGGAAGAAUCACGUGCGUGCUCGACUUCUGCAGAGAGACCACAAAGAGAAACAUCCAUUUGUUGGCGUUUUUACGACCUUGUCUCAGCUGGAGGAGCGAUGUGAACUGCGCCAACAUAUUUUGGAGGAUGUUCAGUGUAAGAGUCUGGAAAAAGGUGGUGUUGAAGUUGAGAAAAACACCAGACUCAUUCAACUCCAGCUGAGAGAAAGUGAACACUUGGCAGACAAGUUGUCUCAAACUGUGUCCGACCUGACCACUGUCCUGUAUCUGAAAGAGGCUGAACUACAGUACUGGCAGUCAUGUGUGUCCCAAUACCGUCAAGAGGCACUCACUCUGGCCAAAGGAAGUAAAAACCUGAAGGCAACCAUCUCAGAGUUUGAGUUCGCUAUAGAGACUCAGUCAAAAGAAUUAUCAGCCCUGCGUUUGGAGCAGAAAGGACUGAAGGAGUCACUGGCACAAGCUCAAAUAGACAAAGAAAGACUUCUGCAGCGAUGGAUCGAGGAAAAAAGGGAGGCGGCAGACAGGCUGAACACCUACAACGACAUACAGGAAAGGUGGCAACAUUUGGCCAAACAGCUGAAGAAGCACCUCCAGAAGGAGGGGAGGAAAGUAGUGAGCUCCCAUCAUGACAAGCUCAUUGAAACAUGCAAGAGAAACAACCGCAUCAGUCAUUUAGAGAAUCAAUAAUACAACGCAUGUAUACGAAGGACGUUUGGAUCACAACUUUCCCUUUUGCUGCAGCAAACGUUAAGUUAAACAGUUCUGCUCUUGUAAGCUCCUCAUCAGUGCAUGUCUGGAUGAAAACAGAACUGACAGCAUCGACUUUCUGCUGAUUAUAGGACAAUGGUUUAGCUAUGCUUUUUAAUUUAUGCAAAUAUUAAUCAAUUGUUCAUUGUAGUCUCUCAUUUCCUGUUUUAAUUUCAGUGUGUUAAAUUACCUACAUUUAGUGGUAUGGCCCGAGUCACCCUUAUCCAGUUAACAUCAGAUAAGCUCCAGUGAACUCAACAUGUCUGAACUUUGUCUCGAAUGACAAAUGUUACUCCAGAAAUCCCUACAGAUAUGUCAUAUCAUGUGAUUAACCACUUAAAGAACUUCUGCUCUUUUGGCUCACAUUAUUUCAAGUUUUUUUUUUAAAUUAACAACCUUGUGUUUACUUUUUAACA
This is a messenger RNA of Melanotaenia boesemani (Boeseman's rainbowfish), 1333 nucleotides long. RefSeq lists its product as uncharacterized. The coding region runs from base 162 to 857 and encodes 231 amino acids. Gene Ontology annotation, biological process: negative stranded viral RNA replication; autophagosome assembly. Lineage: Eukaryota; Metazoa; Chordata; Actinopteri; Atheriniformes; Melanotaeniidae. The transcript is spliced from 7 exons. Gene Ontology annotation, cellular component: autophagosome membrane. The record is from RefSeq and is a predicted model, not a curated record.